UUACUUGAGUGAAAGUUUUUAUAAUUUUUUUGUAGUCUUUUGUUUAGAACAUUCGAGUGAUUAAUUGUGAUUGCAGUUAUCAUAAUAUAGCUUUUAAAUAGUUAGAGAUAAUGUCGUGAAUGUUAAAUUGGAAUUUUAUUUGUUACUAGGUAGUAGGUAAAUACGAAUUUUAUUGAUUAGUUGGAUUUUUAAAUAUUACUGGCUAUGGCAGAGAUAACAACAUUAAGAUACAGACGAAAAAACAAUAUAAUCGAACUUGCCAAGAAUCUCGAUGCAUUCAAAAAAGUUCCGGAGAAGUAUACGGAAACAACAGAAAUAGGUGGAACAUUGUCUUUAUUAAGUCGAAUAUUGGUUGUGUAUCUGAUAUACAAAGAAGUUUCAUACUAUUACGAUGCUAACCCAGUUUUUAAGUUCAAGCCAGAUCUUGAUAUGGACGAUAAGGUACAAUUCCAUGUAGAUAUCACAGUAGCCAUGCCAUGCACAUCACUUUCUGGAGUUGAUUUAAUGGAUGAAACACAACAAGAUGUGUUUGCUUAUGGAACUUUACAAAGAGAAGACACUUGGUGGGAAAUGAGUGAUGAAGAAAAGAGCAAUUUUGAAUUAGUCCAACAUAUGAAUAUUUUUUUACGAGAGGAGUACCAUUCUGUUGCUGAUAUUCUGUUUAAGGAUAUUCUCAAAAAUACUGAUGCAAGUGAUGUUCCGAUAACACCUAGGAAAGUGAAAGAAAAUGAACAACAUGAUGCUUGCCGUUUGCAUGGGACACUUGGAAUUAAUAAGGUUGCCGGUGUAUUGAAUAUAGUUGGAGGAAGUACUCCAAUUGUAGAACUUGUAGAAGAUCAUUGGAUGAUUGACUUUAAAAGAACUCCACUAAACUUUACCCAUCGGAUCAAUCGUCUUAGCUUUGGUAGCUUCUCCCGACGCAUCGUACAGCCAUUGGAAGGAGAUGAGCGGAUUAUUGAUGAAGAAUCUACUACUGCGCAAUAUUUUAUUAAAAUUGUACCAACAGAAAUUCAAAACACCUUUUCAACAUUUAAUACAUAUCAGUAUUCAGUUACUGAAAAUAUUCGCAAGCUAGAUUCUUCAAAAAACUCAUACGGCUCACCAGGAAUCUAUUUUAAAUAUGAUUGGUCUGCUAUAAAGGUCAUUGUGCAGAGUGACAGGGACAAUGUGGUGCAAUUUGCAGUCAGACUUUGUUCAAUAAUCGCGGGAAUAAUUAUUGUUUCAGGAAUCAUCAAUUCUCUUCUAGUUGGUGCUCACAAAAUGAUCUUAAGUAUUAUGGCUCCCCAGGUUUUAAAACAUGAAUUCCGGACUCCCCUUUUAACAGACAUCCCUCAGCAAGUAGCAGUGGAAAAUAAUCUCAUCAGCAAUGCAAACAGAAUGGCAUCAAAUGUAAUGCCGGUGAUGACAGUAUCUCAACAAAAUUUUACCUCUCAACCUAAUAAACUUUAGUUCUAGAAUUUCGAAUAAAAUAUUUAAAUUAUAACGCCUCAAAAAUAAAAUAUAUAUUUUUUAUUUAAAAACAAAAUAAUUUUAAA
Molecule: messenger RNA, 1535 nt
Organism: Eupeodes corollae
Lineage: Eukaryota; Metazoa; Arthropoda; Insecta; Diptera; Syrphidae
Product: endoplasmic reticulum-Golgi intermediate compartment protein 2
Exons: 7
Coding region: 205-1449 (414 amino acids)
Biological process (GO): endoplasmic reticulum to Golgi vesicle-mediated transport; retrograde vesicle-mediated transport, Golgi to endoplasmic reticulum
Cellular component (GO): COPII-coated ER to Golgi transport vesicle; endoplasmic reticulum; membrane
Source: RefSeq, a predicted model, not a curated record